AUGGCUCGUUUCUUUAACGGGCUAAAUAUCGAGGUGCAGGAUCGUGUUGAGAUGGUGGUCUACUACAACAUACAAGAUCUUGUGCACCAAGCUGUGCGUGCGGAACAACAGAUUAAGCGACGCCAAGUCAACAUUGUUCCCACUACCACUUUGAACACAUGGCGACGCUCGCAGUAUAAGAGUGAGGAUGUCGGUCCUAGCUCCAGGGCGACAUCAUCAAAUCGCUCUCAUGGUUCCGUGCAAAAGGAUGCUUCAAAAUCAGGACUGUCGAUGGUUGAUUCUAGUGCACAGUCGAUCGGACGCACUAGUGACAUAGAGUGUUUCAAGUGUGGAGGAAGGGGACAUAUGAAGCGUGAAUGUCCUAAUGAGAAAAGAGUGUUGCUCACGAGAGAUGGCUAUGCAUCCGCUAGUGAUGAAGAGGCAGUUUCUGACACUUCUGGUGAAAAAUCUGAAGAUGUUGAAGAUGUGGUUGCGAGUUUUGAAGCUGCUGAAUCAUAUCCGUCUUUGAUGGUGCAACGGGUGCAAGAAGAUCGCAUUGAGGAUAAGGGGCAGCGAUGGAAUAUUUUUCAAACUCAAUUGAAAAUCAACAACACUAAUUGUAAGUUGAUCAUAGAUGGAGGAAGCUACACCAACGCGGUUAGCAAGGACUUGGUGGAUACUUUAGCUUUGCCUACCUGGAAGCACCCACAACCCCACUGCGUCGAAUGGUUAUAUCAGUCGGGGAAACUGAAAGUUACUCACAAGAUGUCGACCUCGGUCAACAAGGAAGACGAGGUUGUUGCUAAUUCUCAGGAAAUUGUACGUCCAGUGUACGCGGAUGAUAUUCCUCAAAAUAUUCGGGAUGGUUUUGACCACACAUACAACUACAUCAAGCAAUGUCAUGAUGCGCUCGGCAAAAGGAUAGAUGUCCUGAUCACUCGGUUUGAUGGUUUGGCAGACAUCAUCAAUAUGUCGGCAUCGAAUUUUGCACCACCACAGACUGCUCCGGCUACUCCACUGCAUUAUGCACCACCAGCUCGUGAUGGACAUACCGGUGUGCAUGAUCGCCGUUUGGCGGCACACCCUCAUGCUGGAGAUGAUGGUUUCGAUGAUGGCAUUGACCAUGCGGGCCCCGCGCUCCUCCCCCACCUCCGCCCCCUCUCCUCCUCGCCCAAGCCCGCCCGCGACCCCCUCGCCCCGCCGGAGCCGCUCUCCUCGGCCUUCGCCGCCGCCGCCGCCAACCCCGAGGCCCCCGCCGACUCCGACCCCGACUCCGACUCCUCCUGGGGCGUCUUCGACCCCGUCGCCGGCCGCAUCGUCCUGCAGGCGCACCCGCCCCCUACCCCUCCCCCUUCCAGCUCCGACCGGGAGGAGGACGAGGAUGAGGAGGAGGUGGUGGAGGUGAAGCGGAAGGCGAGGCCGAGCGGCGGGAGGCGCGAGCCCAGGUGGGCGGACGUGGCCACCGCGAGGAGGGCCGCGGGGAAGGGCGGCAAGGCGCCGAGGGUCUCGUACGUCUGCAGCAACUGCGGGGACGGCUUCUCGCAGUGGUGGGGCACCUGCCGCGGCUGCCAGGCCGUGGGGACCCUCACCAAGUUCUUCCCGGGGGCCGCCGACUCCGCCGACGCCGACGCCGAGGGGUCGCACCACGCCGGCCGCUCCUGGAUUCGGCAGAAGAGCAAGGAGAUGGUGCCCAAGAAGCUCCGGGAAGUCACCAAGGGGUUUGACCAGGCGGGCUGGCGCAUACCGCUGCCAGGGACCUUUGGAAAUGAAAUUUCUCGGGUGCUUGGAGGUGGCGUCGUUCCUGGCUCCUUGGUUUUAGUAGGUGGGGAUCCAGGUGUUGGCAAAAGUACAUUGAUGCUACAGCUUGCUUCUAUUGUAUCUGAAGGUUCCGAGGACCAUGGGUCUUCUCCUGUUGUGUAUGUGUCCGGUGAGGAGAGCAUUGAGCAAAUUGCAAAUAGGGCUGACCGGAUGAGUAUCAAGUCUAAAGAUUUGUAUCUAUACUCUAGUACAGAUAUUGAGGAUAUCUUGGACAAAAUCCAGCCAUUAUCUCCAAAAGCUCUUGUUGUUGAUUCAAUUCAGACAGUUUAUCUAUCUGCGUUUGCUGGAAGUGCUGGGAAUCAAGUGCAGGUCAAGGAAUGCACAUCUGCCUUGUUAAGUUUUGCAAAAAUGACAAAUAUCCCUGUUUUCCUGAUUGGACACGUCACAAAAACUGGUGAUAUUGCUGGCCCUCGUGUUCUAGAGCACAUAGUAGAUGUUGUUUUGUAUAUGGAGGGAGAGAGAUGCUUAUCUCAUCGACUGUUACGGUCGGUGAAGAAUCGUUUCGGCUCAACAGACGAGCUUGGUGUAUUUGAAAUGUCAGAACACGGUCUGCAAGCUGUUCUGAAUCCCAGUGAGAUGUUCUUAACUGAGCAUGACUCUGAUUCUGAAAUACUGGCUGGGCUUGCUGUAGCUGUUGUUUUGGAUGGAUCCAGAACCUUCGCUAUUGAAGUUCAGGCACUGUCUGUUCCUGGUUCUCUUGGUCAAGGAAAAGUUGUUGGCACAAAGUCAAAAAGGGUUGAGAUGAUAAUAUCAGUUCUUAUGAAGCAGGCAGGUCUAAAACUUCAGGAUAAUGUUAUUUAUCUGAAUGUGGUCAGUGGGUUCGAGCUGACGGAGACUGCAGGAGAUCUGGCCAUAGCAGCUUCGAUUUGCAGCAGUUUCUUGGAAUUCCCUAUCCCAAAUGAUAUUGCAUUUAUUGGAGAGAUUGGCCUUGGUGGUGAACUUAGAACUGUGCCAAGAAUGGAUAAGCGGGUGAUGGCUAUCGCGAAGUUGGGCUACAGGAAAUGCGUCGUCCCCAAGACUUCAGAGAAGCUGCUCAAACCUCUCGAUCUCGAUAUCCAGAUCUUGCCCUGCAACAACCUGAAGGAGUUCAUAAACACAGUGUUCAGGCCCGAAGUAUGAUGUUACAUCCUGACAAGGUGUGCUCUGCGUACAACUAGCUGAUUGAAUGACUGUAGGUUUUUAGCGUGCAUUGGUCAAGGAACCACGGCUCACCAUGCUUGCUGGUCACCACUCUAUGCAUGCUUGAUGUAAAUCUUUUUCAUCCCAUCCUGGUUAUGUAUAUACUCCCUCUUUCCAUCUAUAUAGGGUCUAAUGUGUUUUUCAAGACCGCCUUUGACUAUUGAUAAAAUUAAUACUACAUGACAUUGCAUAAUGUGAAAAUUAUAUCAU
Molecule: messenger RNA, 3186 nt
Organism: Triticum dicoccoides
Lineage: Eukaryota; Viridiplantae; Streptophyta; Magnoliopsida; Poales; Poaceae
Exons: 17
Coding region: 1-2916 (971 amino acids)
Biological process (GO): recombinational repair
Molecular function (GO): ATP-dependent DNA damage sensor activity; zinc ion binding; ATP hydrolysis activity
Source: RefSeq, a predicted model, not a curated record